Guillardia theta CCMP2712 is the source of this 1062-nucleotide messenger RNA. RefSeq lists its product as hypothetical. Bases 1 to 1062 code for a protein of 353 amino acids. Gene Ontology annotation, molecular function: guanyl-nucleotide exchange factor activity. The transcript has 5 exons. Lineage: Eukaryota; Cryptophyceae; Pyrenomonadales; Geminigeraceae. Gene Ontology annotation, cellular component: cytoplasm. The record is from RefSeq and is a predicted model, not a curated record.
AUGGUUGGGGGUACCGCGCAUACCUGUGCGUUGUUUUCCAUCGGCCGGAUCAAGUGCUGGGGGUUGAACGACAAGGGGCAGCUCGGUCUAGGACAUUCAAACUCUGUUGGGGAUUCAAGCAAUGAGAUGGGGAACAACCUUCCGUUCCUGGACCUUCCGGCGAUGGCAAAGGAUAUCUCGGCUGGAUGGAAGCACACAUGUGCCUUGUUUGAAGACGGUUCCGUCCGAUGCUGGGGAGCAAACGAUUACGGUCAACUAGGUCAGGAGAAUACGCAGACUUUAGGGCGGUCACCUUCAUCGGUUCCAUCACAAAUACCGCGAAUCAAACUCGGGAGUUGGUAUUUUGCUUCCAAGAUUUUCUCCAACGAGAACUACAAUUGUGCAAUAUUCACGAACGGCAAGGCGAAGUGUUGGGGAGAAGGAUCAAAUUAUCAAUUGGGAUAUGGUUGGAACUGGAAUGCAAUUGGUGAUCAGGCUGGUGAUAUGGGUGACAAUUUGCCUGAUCUUGAUCUGGGCUUCGAACCUAUUCAAAUUUCGAUGGGAAAAGCAAGUGUUUGUGCCUUGUCUGCCGAUAGUGAGAUGAAGUGUUGGGGUUACAAUGGUGGUUCCACAUACAACGUCAUAAUGGCAGGAUACAGUUGGGCUAACCUUCCCGAUCUAAACUUUUCUACAACUUGUAACGUGGUGGAUAUCUCAACAUCCUGGUCAUCUACAUGCGUUUUAUUUGACUGUGGAAAGAUCAAGUGUUUUGGAAUCAACGAUGACGGAGAGCUGGGAUUGGGAAGCGUUUCAUGGAGUGCAGUUCCACAAUCCUUUACAAACUUGGGUACUGGGCUUGUAAUCCAAAACGUUUAUGUCUUUCCAUACCACUCAUGUGCAGUAUUCACGGACAAUUCGGUCAAAUGUUGGGGAUUCAACUCUGAUGGACAACUUGGACUAGGGGAUAAAGUUCCACGAGGAAAACUACUGUCUGAUAUGGGCGAUAAUCUUCCAUUUGUUAAUUUAGGAUAUGUGAGUAUUGUCCUAGUGCUUGAGACUUCCUUUGUUGAACCCCUGCUUUGA